Penicillium angulare is the source of this 1116-nucleotide messenger RNA. RefSeq lists its product as uncharacterized. Gene Ontology annotation, molecular function: D-arabinose 1-dehydrogenase [NAD(P)+] activity. The record is from RefSeq and is a predicted model, not a curated record. Lineage: Eukaryota; Fungi; Ascomycota; Eurotiomycetes; Eurotiales; Aspergillaceae. Gene Ontology annotation, cellular component: cytosol. The coding region runs from base 1 to 1116 and encodes 371 amino acids. Gene Ontology annotation, biological process: dehydro-D-arabinono-1,4-lactone biosynthetic process. The transcript has a single exon.
AUGAGUGUUCAUCAAACUCCAACGCCGCUAUCACGGCUCCUACCGCCGCUCAUCCUUGGGGGCGCAGGCUUCAGUCACCAAGUCUUUCGAAAUCCCAACUCGGGCCAGGCGCUGGAGGUACUCAAACGCGCAUUUGAACUUGGAAUAAGGGCUAUCGAUACCUCUGCAUACUACCACCCAUCCGAGAUUCUUUUGGGGGAAGCUUUGUCACAUCCCGAUAUCACAAAUUCCUAUUCGCGUGACCAAUAUUUUUUGAUGACCAAGGCUGGUCGAAUCAGUUCGGACAAGUUUGAUUACUCUCCAGCAUGGAUACGGCAUUCGGUGCUACGAUCACUUCUACGCCUGCGAACAGACUAUUUAGACGUCGUGUUUUGUCACGAUGUGGAGUUUCUCCCAGAACACGAAGUACUUCAAGCCGUCGGGGUCUUGAUUGAUAUGGUCCAUGAAGGUCACAUCCGAUAUAUUGGAGUAUCUGGAUAUCGUAUUGAUAUCCUCACACGCCUUGCCGACCGUGUCCAGAAACAAUAUAAUCGUCCUUUGGAUAUUGUGCAAAAUUGGGCGCAAUUGACGCUUCAGAACGAUCGGCUAGCAUCUGGGUUGUCAGAUUUUCAAAAUUCAGGAGUCUCUUGUGUUUGUAGCUCGAGUCCACUGGCAAUUGGGCUUCUCCGUGAAAAUGGUGUGCCGGUUGGCGAUUUGGGCGACUUUCACCCUGCGCCGCCAGGAUUGCGGGAAGCAGCGCAAGCUGCUGCUGAAUAUGUGGCCUCGCGCGGUGAAUCUCUCGCAUCGUUAGCUUUGCGAUAUGCUAUUCGCCGAGCCCAAGUAGAAUCUUCUGAUAAUUUUCGCGUAACGACAAUCAUGGGCAUUACUUCUGUUGCAGAACUGGAAGAAAACCUAAAGUCAGCCAGAAAGGUUCUUCGGCCAAUAGGACAAAACAAUUCAUGGGGUUGGACUAGUAAUGAGAAGGCCAGUGACUCGGAUGCGAGUGAGCUCGAUCAAGAGAUAGAGAUAUGUGCUAAAGUGCAAGGCAUACUUGGGAAAUGGCGAAACUAUAGCUUCCCCAGCCCAGGAGAUGGCUGGGAUGUGGCUAAUAAACAACCAGUUCAAACAAAACUAUGA